UCUCUGAAAACACAAACAACAAGAGUAGCGAGCCGACUAGACAUCAACACGCAGCGACCGUAGGAGAGGGGGGAAAUAAUAAAAACAAUAUUUUUAAUCAUUCACAAAAUAUUGAAUGAAUGAAGAUUGUACACAAAAAUAACGUAUUUCAAAAAUAAACAACAUUGCUUCAGAAAGCAGUUUGAAGGGAGGUGGUCAGGAAUCAAAGGUGUCCUCACCUGGAGAGUCUUGGUCAAGCCACGUUUCAGUGGGAGAGAGAACGACGGAAGGAGAGAAAAGAGAGGGAGAGGAGGAGGGAGAGAGUCGCGUCAGCUCCUGGCAGCUGUUCCAGCAGCCUGUUUUCUUCCCUGCGUUUAGAUUUAAAUCGAGAAGGAUCUUUAUUUUUUAAAGUGUGAUAUUACUGCUGUUGUCCUAAUCAUUAUUGUUACUAUCGACAGUGUUUUAUUUAGUUUGUUUCGUCGUUAUUGACUUGACAGUUUAUUCCAAUUUGUUUGUUCUUGUUUUUUAUUUGUACUACUUUUUUUCGGCUGUGAGCAGAAGCUUCUUCCAAACUGUUCUCUUACCCGAACCAGCACUCUAUCCCCUAUACACACUUGAAACAGGCAGCUAUUCUCUAUCUCUAUGUGUGUGUUUUGGGGAGCUCUGUGAUCACAGCUAAAUAAGCACCACUCAGCCUUCUCACCUAAGCCUAACUAAGCCAGUCCUAGCCUGGUCCAGCCUUGUCCAGCCUGGUCCGCUCUUCUGGACAGGAUACUCAGCUCUGUAAAGACAUAAGGAAUAUGACUGCUGAGACACUUAACUUCGGCCCCGAAUGGCUCCGUGCACUAUCCAGUGGGGGGAGUGUGACGUCCCCCCCGCCUUCUCCCGCCAUGCCAAAGUACAAGCUGGCCGAGUAUCGCUACGGCCGAGAGGAGAUGUUAGCACUUUAUAUCAAAGAGAACAAGGCCCCAGAGGACAUGCAGGAUAAGGAGUUUGCUUCUAUUCUGCAAGAUGAGCCCAUGCAGCCACUGGCACUGGAGCCACUCACUGAGGAGGAGCAGAGGAACUUCUCCAUGUCUGUGAACAGUGUGGCUGUGCUGAGGCUCAUGGGUAAAGGAGGGGGAGUUGCCCCAGCGGGCGUGGCCCGAGGCAGAGGCACCACGCGAGGAGGAGGCCGAGGGCGAGGUCGUGGAGAGAGUGGAGGAUUCUACCAAAGAAGUAUUGAGGACGGAGAGGUAGGCUUCGGCCGUGGAGCCAGAGAGAUGCACCGCAGCCAGAGCUGGGAUGACAGGGGCGAGAGGCGUUUUGAGAAGCCUGUGCGUGCCAGGGAGGGGGUACGUGUUGGCUUCGAGGAGGCGACCGGUGUCCCAGUGCCUGGGGUACCGAGGAAGGACUACACACGGUCGGACAGUGAGAACUGGCGUACCCUCCGAGAGGAGCAGGAGGAAGAGGAGGGGGCCGACCCCGGGGGCAGCUGGAGACUGGCCGGAGCACGGAGAUUAGAUGACGGAGGUCCAAGGUCAGCAGGCUGGCGGGAGCACGACUGUCUGGUUGAGGGGCGUCGCAGGAAGUUUGAGUUUGACUUCAGCGGGGGUCGCAGGCGGGCCGGGAGCGAGGGGUUAGAGGACGACAGAGACGGACUGCCUGAGUGGUGCACUGAUGAAGAGGAAGGAGAGAUGGGCACCUUUGACGCUUCUGGGGCCUUCCUCCCCAUAUCCAAGGGUGGAAAGGAGGAGGAAUUUGACUUCCAGGGAAUAGAAGAGGAGGAAGAAGAGGGGGAGAGUGUUUCUGACAUAGAAAGGAUCAUGAAUGGAGGACAGAGAGUAGAUGUAAAGGAAUCCGCUGGGACUAGUCGCUCUUCCUCCUCUUCCUCCUCCUCCUCUCCCCCUGGCCCCCUCUCUGCCCCUCCAGCUCUGGGCCUCAACCCCCCCAUGCCCCAGCUGUCCCUCACCGUGGCUGAGCUGGAGGCCUCUCAGAUGGCCAACAGCCACCCUGUUCCUGUCCCUGUCAAGGCCAGCAAGAUGCCAAGUGAAGUUCUCGAGGCCUCUCCAGCAGGGUGCUCCACCACCCAACAGAGCCCCAGCACCUCCAGUCUGCCUUCACCCCCUCCCUCCUCCUCUGCUGCUAACCACCUCCCCCUGCCACCGGGGGGCGACACCGAGGACGACGAGGGCAUGAAACACCUGCAACAGGAGGCAGAGAAGAUGGUGGCGUCCCUGCAGGACACGUCUUUAGAGGAGGAGAGCUUCACUCAGACGCUGCAGGACGGCAGAAACACAGCGGCAGCACUACCACUCUCCCACGACGCUGCCAUGAAGUGGUUCUACAAGGACCCCCAGGCAGAGAUCCAGGGUCCAUUCACCACCCUGGAGAUGUGUGAGUGGUUCCAGGCGGGCUACUUCUCCAUGUCUCUGCUGGUGAAGAGGGGCUGUGACGAGGGCUUCCAGCCGCUGGGUGACGUCAUCAAGAUGUGGGGACGUGUGCCUUUCGCCCCCGGGCCCUCCCCGCCGCCCCUGCUGGGUAACAUGGAUCAGGACCGUCUGAAGAAGCAGCAGCAACAGGACCUGGCAGCAGCAACCCUCUAUCAACAGCUCCAGCAGCAGCAGCAGCUAUUCCAGCUCAUCAGCAGGUGCGGAGAGCAGGGUAUCUUGCCUUCGGUGAACAGGUCGAUGUCAGUGCCAGAUACAGGGUCCAUGUGGGACAUGCAUACCUCAGCUUCACAGCAAUCAGGCGGUGAAGCCAGUUUAUGGGACUUAACAAUGAAUUCUUCAACUCAGGGUCCAACUCUCGAACAGCUUCAGAAGCUCCAGCUGGAGAGGAGAGAAGCUGAACUCAGGACGAAGCGUGAGGAGGAGGAACAGCGCAAGAGGAGGGAAGAGAAGAGGAGGCAGCAGGAGGAGCAGAAGAGGAGGGAGGAGGAGGAGAUCUUCAGACGCAAACAGUGUCGCCAGCAGCAGGAGCUGAUCAUGAAGCUGCUCCAGCAGGGCUCAGGCUCCGGGGUGGGAUCAGGCUGGGGCACUGGGGCCCUCAACAAGCCAGGGGCCAAGGGCCUCAGUCUGCUGGACAUGCAGGAGGCAGAGAGGCUUCUUAAACAGCAGCAGAGAGCCCAGCAGCAGCAGAGAGAACGUCACCAAGGCCUGUCCAUGGGGGGUUCCUCCAUGGGUCAGUGGGGGGACGGAGGUGCUGUCCCGGGGGGCCUGUGGGGAGGCGGAGGGGGGAUGGAGGGUAAGGCUGGGGGCGGCGGAGGCAUGGGUCUGUGGGACGAGGCGGUGAAGAACCAGACCAGAAGCAGCAGCAUGCAAGGUCUGAAGAACAGCCGCAGCAGCCCCUCACUCAGUGAGCAGUAUAUGCUGAGCUGUAGGAAGCAGCGUACGGAUGAGGAGGACAAGCUGCUGAAGCUGCUGCAGGGCAUCAAGACGCCUCAGGAUGGGUUCACCACCUGGUGUGAACAGAUGCUGCACGCCCUCAACACCCAAGCCAACAACACCUCCUCUCCACUGGACGUGUCCACCAUCGUGGCGUACCUGAAGGAGGUGGAGUCUCCCUACGAGGUCCAUGACUUUAUCCGCUCUUACCUGGGAGACACCAUGGAAGCCAAAGAGUUUGCCAAGCACUUCCUGGAGCGCCGUGCCAAACAGAAACAGAACCUGCAGAGGCAGCAGCAGCAGCUAUCAAAGGAAGUAGCAGGGCUGACCAUGAACAACUUCCCUCUGCCGGACUCCAUGCGGGGGGUGAGCCCCAGCACCCUGCAGUCCAUGUUCCAGGCGGCCCAGAUGGGGAAGGGAGGUCUGUACGACACCCAGGGGGGCAUGAAGAAGAAGAAACAGCCUGUGAUGCUGCACUCUGACCCCAGCAUCUUAGGGUACUCAUACCACAACGCGGGCGAGCGUCUGAGCCUGAAUGAGAUGGAGAUGGUGGAGGAUUACUGAUCCAGAUCUGAUCAGCAGCAGCGGCAAUAGCUACUACCUGAGGCCUUCUGUCUACUAAUCAGACAAACCUGAUGACGAAUGUGCACUGCUAGAGGGGAGAGGGA
This is a messenger RNA of Coregonus clupeaformis (lake whitefish), 4012 nucleotides long. It is a transcript of the gene gigyf1a, whose product is annotated as GRB10 interacting GYF protein 1a. The transcript is spliced from 25 exons. Gene Ontology annotation, biological process: insulin-like growth factor receptor signaling pathway. Lineage: Eukaryota; Metazoa; Chordata; Actinopteri; Salmoniformes; Salmonidae. The record is from RefSeq and is a predicted model, not a curated record. Gene Ontology annotation, molecular function: protein binding. Bases 780 to 3908 code for a protein of 1042 amino acids.